Messenger RNA from Mizuhopecten yessoensis (Yesso scallop), 1351 nucleotides. RefSeq names its product proliferating cell nuclear antigen-like. The coding region runs from base 171 to 956 and encodes 261 amino acids. The transcript has 6 exons. Gene Ontology annotation, biological process: leading strand elongation; regulation of DNA replication; translesion synthesis. Gene Ontology annotation, cellular component: PCNA complex. Gene Ontology annotation, molecular function: DNA binding; DNA polymerase processivity factor activity. NCBI's taxonomy places the organism in Eukaryota, Metazoa, Mollusca, Bivalvia, Pectinida, Pectinidae. The record is from RefSeq and is a predicted model, not a curated record.
CGCCAGUUAGUUUAUUUCACGGCACAGAAAAGAAGCAGGGCACGGAGAGGGAAAGGUUGAAAGUCUAAUCCGUGUCAUCGCUUUUAACACCGACAGAUAACUUCAAUAUUGCACAACUAAAUAUUGUGUUAAUAUAUUUUUAAAUUGUAAGUGCUUAAUUGUUUUGGAAAAUGUUUGAGGCAAGACUUGCUCAAGGCUCUCUUUGGAAGAAAAUUUUAGACGCCAUUAAAGACUUACUUACGGAAGCAAUAUGGGACUGCAACAGCACUGGAAUAGCAUUGCAGGCUAUGGACAGUUCGCAUGUCAGCCUUGUUUCUCUCAACCUUCGUUCAGAUGGCUUCGAAACUUACCGAUGUGAUAGAAACCUGUCCAUGGGCAUGAAUCUUGCGAGCAUGUCCAAAAUCCUAAAAUGUUCUGGAAAUGAUGAUAUAAUCACAAUCAAGGCUGAGGACAACCCAGACACAGCAAUGUUUAUCUUCGAGUCUGCAAAUAAUGAAAAGGUAUCUGAUUAUGCCAUGAAGUUGCUUGAUUUGGACACAGAACAAUUGGGCAUUCCUGACACGGAAUACAGCUGUGUUGUGAAGCUUCCUUCAGCAGAAUUCCAGAGAAUUUGCAGAGAUUUGAGUCAAAUUGGAGAAUCCAUUAUUGUCUGUUGUACAAAAGAAGGUGUGAAAUUCUCGGCGAGUGGUGACUUGGGCACAGGUAAUGUGAAACUGGCACAGAACUGCAGUGCAGAUAAAGAAGAGGAAAACGUGACUAUAGAGAUGAAUGAUGCUGUUACUUUGACUUUCGCACUUCGUUACCUGAACUUCUUCACAAAAGCCACUGCAUUGUCACCUCAAGUGACUUUGUCAAUGUCACAAGAUGUACCUUUAGUCGUGGAAUACAAAAUAGCGGACAUGGGCUACCUCAGAUUUUAUCUCGCUCCAAAGAUUGAGGACCAAGAGGAAUCGUGAAUGGAACGGAAAAGGACUGUGAUUAUUUUUGUGUUGGGGGGAAUUUGGACAAAAUUUUGAACUACUGCAUUUUCUAUUUAUAUUGAAUAGUAUAAAAAAACAACUGGAUACAAUCAUGAAAGCAAAAAAAAUAUUCUGUUGUGAUAGUUUGUGAAGACAUCUCGUUGAUGAACUUUCUAGCUAAGUAAUGGGAUGGUGAAUGUGCAACAAUGUUAUUGUUGCACAUAUUACAUUGUUGCAUCAUAAACUAUAAACACUGCGAAGGUUUCAUCUGAUUUGUAGUGUUGGAAUUUUGACUUGUAAUUUUGUUGUUCGUUGUUGCCAGUCUAGACUCAUUGUACUUGUUUAGUGUAUUAACAAGUGAAAUUAAUAAAUAAAUAUGUAUUAUAUCGAAA